Molecule: messenger RNA, 1230 nt
Organism: Phodopus roborovskii (desert hamster)
Lineage: Eukaryota; Metazoa; Chordata; Mammalia; Rodentia; Cricetidae
Product: cerebellin-2
Exons: 3
Coding region: 147-821 (224 amino acids)
Molecular function (GO): protein binding
Source: RefSeq, a predicted model, not a curated record
CUUCUGAGAACCAUUUGGCCUUGAUCUUCUGAGCCUGGGACCCAACCCAGAGGAGGAUACUGCUCUGGUCCUGCCUGUUCCUGAGUGCACCCGAGCACCCCUCCGGCUCCUGCCGGCCUUGGCGUCCUCGGGGCGCCCCAGCCCAGAUGCCCGCGCCUGGCCGGGGCCCCCGAGGGCCACCGCUGAGCAUGCCCGGGCGCCGGGGGGCGCUGCACGAGUCAGCCAACUUUGGCUUCAGCUUGGGGGCGGCGCUGGCCCUGUUGUUGCUGCUGCUACCGGUCUGCUGCCCGGUGACGGCUCAGAAUGACACGGAGCCGAUCGUGCUAGAGGGCAAGUGCCUGGUGGUGUGCGACUCCAGUCCAUCCGGGGACGGUGCCGUCACCUCUUCCCUGGGCAUUUCUGUGCGCUCAGGCAGUGCCAAGGUGGCCUUCUCCGCUACUAGGAGCACCAACCAUGAGCCCUCAGAGAUGAGCAACCGUACCAUGACCAUCUACUUCGACCAGGUUUUAGUAAACAUCGGCAACCACUUUGACCUUGCCUCCAGUAUAUUUGUAGCACCACGAAAGGGGAUCUAUAGCUUCAGCUUCCAUGUGGUUAAAGUGUACAACAGGCAAACAAUCCAGGUCAGUUUGAUGCAGAAUGGCUACCCAGUGAUCUCUGCGUUCGCAGGAGACCAGGAUGUUACCAGGGAAGCAGCCAGCAACGGUGUUCUGUUGCUCAUGGAACGAGAAGACAAAGUUCAUCUCAAACUGGAGAGAGGGAACCUCAUGGGAGGCUGGAAGUACUCCACAUUCUCGGGCUUCUUGGUUUUUCCUCUAUAGACAUGGAGCCACCUUGACAGUGGGAAGGUUUGGAUCAGGACCCAGGGAUCCGCCCUCUGUAACACCUCGAACUUGUCUGAAUAGGAUGGCUUGGGCUGACCUCCAUCAGAUUGUUGCCAUAGAAGGAUGAUUUUCUCCUAAAGCUCCGGUAUUUACUUUGACGAUUGACAAUUCCUCGGAACCUGGCCUCUAAUUAGUUUUAGAUGACAAGGUCUUAAGGAGAAAUGAAAUUAUGGAUUUGAGCAAUUUGUACCUGUGAUUGUGAAGUGGAUAUCGGAUUUUAUUGUUGGAACCGUUUGACUUACCUUCUAUUGUUUGUACAUUGUAUCCUUGUCCUGAUGACAUAGAUGCUGCUGAUCCUGUGACAGAUUGCACGCUGCAGUCAGGGCUUAAAGCAAGAGCCCAGCAA